Pungitius pungitius (ninespine stickleback) is the source of this 894-nucleotide messenger RNA. RefSeq names its product C-type lectin domain family 4 member M-like. NCBI's taxonomy places the organism in Eukaryota, Metazoa, Chordata, Actinopteri, Perciformes, Gasterosteidae. Gene Ontology annotation, molecular function: signaling receptor activity. The coding region runs from base 1 to 603 and encodes 200 amino acids. The record is from RefSeq and is a predicted model, not a curated record. The transcript is spliced from 4 exons.
AUGUAUUCAUAUCUUCAUGCCUCAGUGCAUGCCAGUGGAGACAAGCUGUCCUCAGUGUCUGCAGAGAGAGACCAGCUGAAGGACAACUUCACUGCACUGAUGGACAACUUCACUGCACUGAUGGACAACUUCACUGCACUGAAGGACAACUUCACUGCACUGACCCAAGAGAAGGACAGACUUCAGCUCCUGUUGAAACAGAAGAAAACGUGUCCUGAAGGCUGGAGGAUGUUCAGUGGUUCCUGUUAUCUUCUCUCUACACGGGCUGAUUCCUGGACUAAUGCCAGAACAGACUGCACAGACCAAAGAGCAGAUCUGGUGAUCAUAGACUCACUUGAAGAACAGAAAUUCCUCUCACUCAUGACCACACAAUUUAGUUGGAUUGGUUUGAGUGACAAAGACAUCGAGGGCACGUGGAAAUGGGUUGAUGGAACUCUGCUGACUGAGACGUACUGGUCCAUUCAGCCUGAUAACGGGGGAGGAGAUCCCCGGUGGGGGGAGGAGGACUGCGCUCACCUGAAACCUGGCCACAACGCACAAUCAAACUGGAAUGAUCUGUCGUGUGACGCUGCUCUGCGAUGGAUCUGUGAGAAACUGCCUUAAUAAUAAACACAUAAUUUGUAAAGUGUGAUUGUGUUUUGGCAAAAAGCCUUUAAUGGUGUCGUUGUAUGUUGCAUUUAGAGAAAGAAGGAGACCAUGUAAGUGCUGAGAGGUCAGGUAUCAGGGUCUUAUUUAAGUCUUUUUAUUAUGAUGCAUCUGUAGUGUGUGUCUGUAUGUGUGUGCUGGUGAUUUUGGUAUCAAAGAAACAAAGCUGCAUGUUGUACUGAACCUAUAUUUUAAUAAAAAAGCUUCACGCUGAAAUGCAUUUAUUAGAGCAAUAAAGGCGACCUGAGU